AUGGUACGAGCUUCAUCGUCGAAGAAAGGUGGAGGAGGAGGAGAUAAAGACGAUGCAGAAUCUCAGCAGAGAAAGAGACUGAAAACCCUAGCUCUCGAUAACAAACUGCUCUCCGAUUCUCCGGCGAGAUGCGUUUCCUCUCUCAAACCAUCCAAGCAAGUGCUGAAACACCACGGCACCGACAUCAUCCGCAAAUCACAGCGCAAGAACCGAUUUCUCUUCUCCUUCCCUGGACUUCUCGCUCCCAUCUCCGGCGCCACCAUCGGCGAUCUCGAUCGACUCUCCACCAAAAACCCCGUCCUCUACCUCAAUUUCCCCCAGGGUCGCAUGAAGCUUUUCGGAACCAUUUUGUAUCCCAAGAACAAGUAUUUGACUCUCCAAUUCUCUAGAGGAGGCAAAAACGUCUUAUGCGAUGACUACUUUGAUAACAUGAUUGUCUUCUCUGAAUUAUGGUGGAUUGGGACAAAAGAAGAAAAUCCUGAAGAAGCUCGUCUUGAUUUCCCUAAAGAACUGGCUCAGGGAGAGCAAACUGAGAUUGAUUUCCAAGGCGGUGCAGGAGCGGCAGGUUCGGUCAAGACGCAGUCAACUCCUGAAACCGGUAGCCAACCGACAGAGACAGACUCACCUGAGGUACCUGAAGUUGACAUGGUGGAGGAAUAUUUGUCUGAGGAUGGAGAAUUUCUGGACGAUAAGAUCCAAGUUACACCAGUUCAAGUAACACCAGUUCGACAGUCUCAGAGAAACUCUGGCAAGAAAUUCAACUUUGCAGAAACUUCUUCAGAAGACUCCUCAGGUAAAAGUGAUGGCAAUAUAUCUGAUAAAGGAGAUGAGAAGAAGCCUAUGUUGGAACCUGAUUCUUCAACAAGAGGUUUUGAAGGAACUCAAGCUGGUACUAGUACUGCACCAGCAGGCGAGUUGCUAACCGAACUUCCGGCUAAAAAGGAAAAAUCUAACACCAGAGAUGGUAAACUCAUUCAAGCUACGGUAGCUAACCUAUUCAAGAAAGCAGAGAAGAAAACAGCUUGUUCUUCAAAGGAGAAAUCAUCCUCAAAGUCAAAGGCUUAA
Messenger RNA from Microthlaspi erraticum, 1065 nucleotides. The record is from the annotation of a GenBank genome assembly. NCBI's taxonomy places the organism in Eukaryota, Viridiplantae, Streptophyta, Magnoliopsida, Brassicales, Brassicaceae.